AUGAACAGCGACAGUGAGAGCGAUGGCGAGCAGCUAAUGCUGUCGGGCGCGGCGCUGGCGGCGCUGCAGGAGUUCGCCAUCGAGCGCGGCAUCGCCGUGGAGGGCGAUUCGGUGGACGUGCGCAAGGACAUCCAGAAGGCGCUGGACGUCGAGCCCCGGGAGGACUCGUUCGAGUUCAAGUUCGGCCAGACGCAGGAUGGCGCCGACGCCGAGAUCACCAUCCGCCUCAACGGCCUGCGCCGCGACAUCGGCCAGACGCUGCAGUCCACGGGCCUCACGCUCUGGCGCGCCGGCGACUUCCUCAGCGACUUCAUGUACCAGAACCGCGGCCGCUUCGCCGGCAAAUCGGUCAUCGAGCUGGGCAGCGGGCUCGGACUCAUCGGCAUCUUGGCGUCCUACCUCACGGACGAGCAGGUGCUAAUCACGGACGGAGACGACGACACCAUCGAGCUGCUGGUCGCCAACUGUAAGCUCAACGAGGUGGAGGACCGCGUGCAGUGCCAGAAGCUGCUGUGGGGCGUCGACCUGGACAAGAUCCAGGACAAGUUCGAUAUCAUUCUGGGCGCCGACAUCAUCUACGAGCAGGAGCAUGUCGUGUCGCUCUUCGAGACGGCCAAGUACCUGCUCAAGCCCGGUCGACGCAGCGGGGAGGACGGAGGCAAGGCCGCGUCCGAGUUCUUGCUGGCGUACACGAAGCGCAACGUGUCCAUUGACUACGUCUUGAACACUGCCAAGAGCUUUGGCUUCGAGUGGGAAGAGCCUACCAACGACGAAGGGAUCUACACCUAUAGAUUAGUGUAA
Messenger RNA from Phytophthora sojae, 801 nucleotides. RefSeq lists its product as hypothetical. Bases 1 to 801 code for a protein of 266 amino acids. Gene Ontology annotation, cellular component: nucleus; cytoplasm. NCBI's taxonomy places the organism in Eukaryota, Oomycota, Peronosporomycetes, Peronosporales, Peronosporaceae. The record is from RefSeq and is a predicted model, not a curated record. The transcript has a single exon.